CGGUGAAUGAAUGGGGCGCGCGGCUGUGGCGGGACCCCGGCGCGUUGGCGCGAAGCGGGUCCGGGAAUGCAGUGGGCACCCGGCGGAGCCGCCACCGCCAGCGGCCAGGGCCAUGGGCACUCCGGCCUCGAUGGUGAGCGACUCUCCGGGACGGCCGGCGCCCGCAGCCCGCGCCCGCAAGCGGGCCUCGGCCAACAUCUUCCAGGGCGUGGGGCUGCGAGAGCUGCGGAGCCUGUUCCGGAGCGGCGGGGCCGAGCGGCCCGAGGAGCGCGCCCGCCUCGUCUGGCGGUACGCGGGCCAGCGGCGCAUGGCGCGGGCCCUGCGGCGGCUGCGGCGGCGACGGACAGCCCAGCCCGGCGGUGGGAUGGCCGCGCUGCGGCGCUUCGAACACCUUCGGAUCGCGGAGAAGAAGCAGGAGGGUGACUGCGGGGCCAAGAGGGGCUCGGGCUCCAUGCAGCAGCGCUGAGCGGCUGGGCCGCGGCGAGCAGCCUUCCAAGGACCCUAAGUGUACUGGGCAGGGUGCAAUGAAUGGUUAAUAAAGGGUGGACAAUGGUGCCUGAUUGA
Molecule: messenger RNA, 564 nt
Organism: Zonotrichia leucophrys gambelii
Lineage: Eukaryota; Metazoa; Chordata; Aves; Passeriformes; Passerellidae
Gene: AVPI1
Product: arginine vasopressin induced 1
Exons: 3
Coding region: 11-466 (151 amino acids)
Biological process (GO): positive regulation of MAPK cascade
Source: RefSeq, a predicted model, not a curated record